Molecule: messenger RNA, 5471 nt
Organism: Bombus pascuorum
Lineage: Eukaryota; Metazoa; Arthropoda; Insecta; Hymenoptera; Apidae
Product: box A-binding factor-like
Exons: 9
Coding region: 1119-4559 (1146 amino acids)
Biological process (GO): negative regulation of transcription by RNA polymerase II; cell fate commitment; positive regulation of transcription by RNA polymerase II
Molecular function (GO): zinc ion binding; DNA-binding transcription factor activity, RNA polymerase II-specific; RNA polymerase II cis-regulatory region sequence-specific DNA binding
Source: RefSeq, a predicted model, not a curated record
AUGCGCUUUUCGCGAGGAUCGACGUGUGUCAUGGAACGCGAACGUGCACGAGGCGCGUAUACGAACAGCGUUGAUCCAAAUCGAUCAACGACGAUGCGAUCGAGUCGAUGGUGUGCAGUUUUCCUUGAUGGUACUCGCGAUAUCCCCACCGUAGAACGCGAACAAGUUGUCGAUCGCAGGGGAAUCGGGACUUCCCCUGUCAGCUAACGUUAGGCCAAAACUUGGUCGUUUCGAGGUAUUCGCCGUCAGCUUUCUUGCUCUUUUCGAAAAUUUGUUCACCUUGAUCGUCCCGUUUCCUUCGAAAUUGAAGCGCAACGUAUACGGGUUCGUGCCUGGCUGACACGCGCAAUCCGAUUCGACUCGAAUCGAUCAAGACUCGAUUCGAUUAGAUCCAACUCGAUACGAUCCAAUCCCAUUGGAUCGAACACCAUUAGGCUGAAUCGAUUUAACUCCAUCCGAUUUGAUUCGACCAUCCACAGAGUUCUAUUUCUCUCUCUCUCUCUCUCUCUCUCUCUCUCUCUCUCUCUCUUUCACACACACAUACGCACACACAUGUAUAUGCACAUGCAUACAUACUUCGUUAUGCAUGCUCUCAUUCUCACUCUAUCGGUUCUUUCGCUCUUUCGCUUUCUCGCUCUGUCGUUCUUUUCGUCGAGUGCCCUCUUUGUUAGCUCCACUCUGCUCACUGGUCUCCUCUGUGUACAUAAUGCACACCAGCCUCGCUACCGAUCUUAGAACAGUGGUCAACGCGUACACGAUCCUAAUCGGCAAACGGUGAAAUUUGAAGGAAUCUUUAAAGGAACUGCGAGUAAUAAAAUAAUUUGUAUAUCGUUGGGAUUUGCAGCGGUUAAACAAGUGUUGGCUGUGUUGUAAAUUCCCGUUUAUGUCACUUGUUCUGUGAAAGUACAAGCAAUCGUGAUAGCCAACGAGUUUCUAACCUCGACCGCAGUAUUACGAGUAUACAAGUGUGACACGAAAAAAGUAACGCGCGAAGGGACGUUCGAUUCGAGAUUCGAGCUCCGAAGAGUCGUCGAAGUUUCGAGAACGAUUCGACCGAAGAUUCGUUCAGCGGAGGAGUUUGGCUUCGCGCGGUACCAACAUCAAGAAACGGGAGAGGGAUGAAGAGUAGGAAAUCCGAUGAUGAAAUUCGUGAAGAAAUGGCGAAACAUCGACGACACAUCAACGAAUACGAGUUGACGGAAUACGUGGACGAGACGGCGGCGGACUAUGGGACGGAAAGGAAGGCAAGAUGCGUGAAAGUGGUCGGGGAGAGCGUGGAAGGGUACGAUGACCAAGCAUCGAUCAGGCUGAUGCGAAUCGAGAGCGGGAGAUCGGUAGCGGCGCAACUUUUUCGACAACAGCAACAACUGGACGAUCAGGAGAGGGAACGGCAAAGACAACGACAACGGCAACCGCAACGCCACCAACAGUUACCUUACGAAAAGCAUGGAACCGAAGAAGGCGGGGACAUUGUAGGCGGGCUGGAGGCGGGACAGCAGGAAAUUGAAAAUGGCGCGGUCGAAGAGGCGAAUAACGCGGAACCGGUAGUUACGAUUCUCGUCUCGACGGAACAGGAAAACGACAUGGACGCCGCUUACGGCGUGCACACGCUCAACUUUGUCAACCAGGAUUCCGACAUCGGAGAAAGGGGUUAUCGCGAACAGGAAUCGGGCGAGUACGGGGGCGGUGAUACCUCGAAACAGGAGGAGCAGCAACAACAGCAACAGGUCUCCCAACCCUUUCAUCAGCACCAACAACAGCAGCGUAGGCAGCCGCAGUCGCUGCAGGAUCACCACCUUCACCCCCACUACGAUUACGACCACGACCACCACCACCACCACCACCACCACCAACACCACCACCAACAACAUCGGUCGGAGUACGUUCAACUAGGGGCGAGAGAAGUAUCGGUUACCGAGGGUGGGGAUAACGGACGUUCGGGCGAGGUCUGCGCGUUGUCGGCGGAAAAUCGGGCCGGCAGUCACGCGCUUCGCUCUACCAUGCAUCGUUAUGGUAGCGAGUCGCUCUCGCCGACCGCGACCGAUCACCACCACCACCAGCACCAUCACCACCACCACUCUCAGCGCCACCACCAUCAACAGCACCAUCAUCACCAACAGCAGCAGCAGCAGCAGCAGCACUUACAAUCGGACACGACCCAACAAAGUGUGGUGCUCUCUUCGGCAAGUCAUCGUCAUUUGGAGGAACAAGAGGCACAGUCGCACUCGCAUUCGCUCUCGCACUCGCACACGCACUCGCAAUCGUUGCCGCAUCAAGAGACGGAUGACGAUACGGAGAGAACUAGUGGAAUUACCGCAGCGAUGAGAGGAGCUCGUGGAGAUUUUACCCUUGGUAUGUUGUUUCCGAAUCUCAACACCACCGGUGCGACAAGUUCGGCCAGCGACGUCGGUGCGAACGACGGCGGCCAUCCGCAACAGCACGGUCAUCAUCAUCAUCAUCAUCACCACUUGGAAGAGGUGUUACCGGAUGCCGCGUACCUCCAACAUCAGAUACGGGUAAGUGGAGGUGGAGGAGGUACCGGUAACGGUAACAACGGCGGUGCAGAUGGCGGGGGCGGAGGUGGCGGUAGCGCGGAGGGUAAUGGUGGCGGUGGUACUGGCAGCGGCGGCGGACGUUCACCGACUCUCCGAACCGGCAGUUCACCGGGUUCCAGUCGAAGUCCUCACGACGAUCAACAAUUGUCGUCGCCUCAUCGUCAAGGACAAUCGGAGGGAGGAGGAUACAGCCCGAGCGAGCACGGUAGGCAGUCCUAUGCUCACUUGACCGCUAUGCAGCCGCCGUCCUCGGUUCAGGCCAACCACGGUCUCGGCCAGGACACCAACGAUCGCGUAUCCGAUCAGCUAUACAUGGACUCGAUAUACGCUCAUCAUACGGUAGGAACGCCUCAUCAUCAUCAAGAUCACGAGGCAGGCUCGUCGACGCCGCACUCGCCUACAGGCCCGCUUUCCAGUCCGUUGUAUCGUUCGAUGAGCAGCGUAACCGGUAUGGCAGCGGCCAGCGCCACAGGAACCACUGGUGCUUACGGGCUUCCUUACAUGACAGGCAGUCCCACGGAAUUGACCGCCACGCCGCAGCAGUUAUGGAACGCGCAAGGCUUAGGGACGACAGGCCUUUCAGCAAUUGCCGAGGAUUACGGCAGUAGUGGAAAAUCGUCGGGUACGGUGACUCAUCAGGCCUUGCCAGCCUUUUCACAACCGUUCUGCGGCAGGCCGAGUUUUCGAGGAUACAGCCCGUCUUAUUCGACGCAGCAAAACACUACCGGAGUAGGAGCCACCGUCGAACCAUCGACCUGGAGCUAUGGUUCGCCUUCUAACGACACCCUGGCUACUCAAUAUGCCGCUCCUUCCAGGCGACAACCCGUUGUCAAUUCUCCUUCGGCCCCGGCGCAACAUCAGCUGACAGCCACCGCCAGCCUUAGCGCAAUGCACAACAUCGAGGCGGAAUACUUUACGGAGGGCCGCGAGUGUGUAAAUUGCGGAGCAAUUUCUACUCCGCUAUGGCGACGAGAUGGAACGGGCCACUACCUGUGCAACGCGUGCGGUCUCUACCACAAGAUGAACGGAAUGAAUCGACCCUUGGUGAAGCAGCCACGGCGACUGUCCGCUUCGAGACGAGUAGGCACGUCGUGCAGCAAUUGCCAAACGACGAUGACGUCGUUAUGGCGCAGGAACACGUUAGGUGAGCCCGUUUGUAACGCAUGCGGGCUCUAUUUCAAAUUGCACGGCGUGAACAGGCCUCACGCUAUGAAAAAGGACAGCAUUCAAACCAGGAAGAGGAAGCCCAAGAUGAAAUCGACCGAUGCGACGGCGAUUGCCGGCACCGUCGCGUCCUGUACAGGCAACGGUGAGGUGGUUCUCGAGGGAGAUACGCGCGGCUUCGUCCCGGGGCCCGGUGAUAUCGUGCCUAUGCCUGUUGGACGCGGACUUCGUAUGAUGGCACCGCGAGUCGAGUCCACGCGCUCGGGAACGUCUACCACGAUAGAGUGCGUUUCCGCGAGCCACGGCUCGUCCGCUCGUCACAACGGCAAUACUGGUAUCGCUGCAGCUAACAGCAACAACAACAACAACACCAGCAACAACAACAACAAUAACAACAACAACAACAACAACAACAACGUAAAAUUGGAGCCAGGCACGUACGGAGAAUUGAGGAUGAACCACACGGCAGUGCCUCAGGUGAGCUACGGCAGCAAUCUGUACGGUAGUCCACAGUCGGCCAGUCGAAUCGUCUCCUAUCAAUCGGAGAUGUAUUACGAUAUGAUCGCCUCGCAGCAACAGCAGCCUCAACAACAGCAGCAACAACAGCAUCAACAUCAGCAACUGCUCGAGACGCACUCGCCGAAAGUCGAGUGCCCGUCACCUCCUUGCGCAAACCGAUCGCCGGUUAUGAUAUCCGCGAGUCAUUCUCCCGAUCAUCAUCAACUCGCCUCCCCGCAUAUCGUAACGCUUGGCAAUUCGUCACCCAACACGGCGGCCACUAAAAUUAUCCUCGACAACGGUCACCUGGACAGACCGACCGUUGUCUCGAUAUCGUCGUAAAGCCCGUUCGUCGGCUAACGUUUGACGCUGACACAUCUGCAGCGUGGCCGCGAGACACACGAGACGAGGACGUAUCGUAAUUUCGAAGCAGAUGCGAAAAAAGAGGAAAGGAGGCUGACAACAAUUGUUUAACGAAUGGGAGAAACGAAAGUCUAUUACUCCUAUUCCUAUUACUAUUACUCGCGGUUCGCGAUUCACGAAUAGGAGGACGAAAGGAAACGGAAAAUAAAAAGAAAUUUUCUGUCGUCGUUUCUUUUCGUUCUUGUUGGUGUGUAUGCACUGUCCGCGCAGCAACGAGAAGGAAAGUAGCGACAACGAUAAAGUAGACGAAAGGACGUCGUUGACUAGCGCGGGACUAGUUAUUUGUACUUUUCGUAAACCUUUUUGUAACUCUAAAAUCAGCGAAAGGAGUGGAAAAUAGGAGUACAUUUCGAACGUUAAAGAACUAUCUAGCAACGUUACGCAUACCUGUAGGAAAGUAUGAAACGAUUUCGCCGAAUGUAUGUUGUUUGAAAAGAUCGAUUUGAGAGAAUGGCAGUUGGAAACUUUUUGUGUAAAUACAUAUUAUUAGAAAGUAAUAAGCGUAGAUUCGAAGCGCGAGAUGUGCGCAUCGAAUCGCGAAAGCAUUGGAAAACUAAAAAUAAUCGUUAUCUAUCGCGAUCUAAUUGUAGCAUCGCGUCACCUUGCGGCGUUCAACUCGUUCAACUGCACUACGACAUAUAUAUAUAUGUAUAUCACGAUACGAUACAGAAAAUUGUAAUUUUAUAAUGCGUUACGAUAAUGUAAUUAUGUGUGGGCAACUGAACAUCGACGAUCAAGGGUUGCAUGUUAUGUUCAAACAUGUUGCUAUAUUUUAAAAUUGUGCUGUAUCGUAUCGGUUAUUUUUAAAUAAAAAGGGAUAUUUAAAUCGGA